CCAUGGCUGACUCCUUUCAAACUCCAGCCUGGAGGGAGAUGACAAAUGGAGGGGGGCACCCCCACUUUAAAAACGGAGGUCCGAAUGGGGGUUCCCACAGCACCACACGCUACAUGGUGAAGAAGCAGCGCCACAGACGCAGGUCCUCCUCACCCAUGGGCAGGGUCAUCCUCAUCAAUGCACCUGUUGAUGGAGGGGAUGACAGUGAAGACAUUCACACAGUGACAGUAGAUAAGAGUCCAGAUGGGCGUCUGGGUUUCAGUGUCCGCGGGGGCUCUGAACAUGGACUCGGCAUAUUUGUCAGUAAGGUGCAGGACAACAGCCCUGCAGCGGAGGCUGGGCUGACUGUGGGUGACAAGCUGGUGGAGGUGAACGGGGUCAGCCUGGAGAGCAUCACCAUGAGCAGUGCUGUGAAGGUCCUGACAGGAAACAACAGGCUGAGGAUGGUGGUGAGACGGGUGGGCAAGAUCCCCGGCAUCCGCUACUCUAAGGAGAAGACCACAUGGGUGGAUCUGAUUCACCGGCGGAUGGUAGUGGAGGAGAGCGGUCGUACCCCUUCAGAGGCCAGUUCGGACAGCGCUCUUCGCAGGAUCGUACAUCUCUUCACCACGUCAGAUGAUUAUUGCUUGGGCUUCAACAUCAGAGGAGGAAGAGAGUUUGGAUUGGGGAUCUAUGUGUCUAAGUUGGACCCAGGUGGACUUGCAGAGCAGCAUGGCAUCAAAAUGGGGGAUCAGAUCCUUGCAGCUAAUGGGGUGAGCUUUGAUGACAUCACUCACAGUAAUGCGGUGGAGGUCCUGAAGAGCCACACCCACGUCAUGUUGACCAUCAGGGAAGCUGGCAGAUACCCCGCAUACAAAGAGAUGGUGGCAGAAUACGGCUGGCUGGAAAAGUUAGCCAAUGGAGGCCCUCCACCAUCAUCACAGGGUUCAGACUCCAACUCUUCUGCCUCGUCAUUGUCCUCCACCACCCCUCUCAGUUCCCUCAGUGGUCUCUCCCAGGUCCUCUUCCCUCCUGUCUUUGGCUCAGAGAUGGUAGACAUUGGCAUCUGCACUGAGGACCACUCCCGACGUCCGAGCAGUACUGAUCGAACUGCUGACUCCGCCAUACAGACUGAACCCCAACCUCCAAACUACCAGGACCACCUGUUACCUAACGGGUCACACCCCGAAAGGCUCUCCACGACAGAAACAAGCCGGACUGUUGGUGCCACAUUAGUGUUGAAGGACACGGUCAUACGUGGGAAAGGAGAAGGGCCAAGGGAGAUGGGAGGAGCUGGAGAAGGUGGACAGGGACGGGUGAAAACGCUGUCAUCAGGGAAGCAGGAAGUUGAGAAACACUCACCAAAGACAGCAGCUCUGAUGGCCCUGAGCAGACCGCGGAAGCCAAUCAGUCGUUCCCAGAGUCACAUCACAGAGUCAGAGGAGAGACAGAAGAAGAAAAGGCAACACAGGGAGAAAAGCUCAGAAGAGGGUAAAACUAGUCUGAAACGCUCCAAAACCUUUGUCAACCUCUUAUUUAAGAAAGACCGCAAAGAGAGGAGUCGCUCCAAGUCGCCGUCUCGCCGUGCAAACAAAGAUAAGGAACGGGGACGCCCAUUCCACCUCUUGACCUCCCCGAGGGAAUCCCGAGCUGGCAGCCCACUGCCCCGACUCGAGGUCCUGCAGCACGUGGAGGACAUGGCAAAGAAACUGCUCAGUCAGGAUGAGGUGGCUGCUGUGAUGAGACACUGUCGGCGAUUUCUGUCCGACUCUGUAAUCGAGGACUUGGUGCGUCCUCUUCUGGCAAUCUUGGACAGGCCAGAGAAACUGCUGCUUCUCAGGGAAAUAAGAAUGCUGAUACCAAUGACUGAGUUGGGUCGCUUUGACAGCAUGGUCAUGCCUUUUGAGCUGGAAGCGUACGAUAUUCUCAAGAGUCGCUCAUCGCGUUCCCCAGCUCUGCGUUCUCCUCGUAGUGGAACUCCUCGUCGUCACCUCAUCACCCCAAUCCCAGACUACAAGGGUGGAUUUUAUCUGCAGCCGGUCCACGACAGACUGCAUGAGCGCCGGUUGAUCGAGGAGUUGGAGAGACUGCGUGUGACAGGUCAACGGUCUGGCCAUCUCUCGCCAUCCCGUGCCUUCACCCCUCUGCUGGAUGUACCUGUGGACAACUAUGUAUCCUCUGUGCGCUCCCGUUCCCCAAGCCCCUUGCCCACUCACAGCUUCCUCCUCAAAGAAUCCCCACACAGCACUAAACGUGGCCACCAACCCCAUCGAUCCCCAAUCAGAAGAGAGAAUGGGGCGUCGUGGUACGAUGAGGUCUCCUUGUUGUCCGUGUCUGACCGAGGGGACGGGGCUUAUGAACGAGGGCGGUCACCUGUGAGGAAUGGCCAUGGGAGAGUGAGGAGAGAGGGCAGUCCUGACAGUAUAUAUGGCAGACAGAGCAGGCAAGAGGGCUACACGGAGGUCAGCGUACACGUUCCCUCACAGCGGAGAGGCAGAACCCCUCUGGCUGAGGUAUUUGAUCCCCAGAGGGAGAAGAGCCCGUCCAAUGCCAGUGGGAGUACUCAGCAAGUGAAUGGACACUCACAAGAUGUUCAAAAAGUGAAAGGAAGACAAACUCUACCACCCAAGGAGUGUGAAAUCGCCACUUUGACCAUUUCCAAGGCCAAGCACUCACUGGGUAUUAGUAUCUCUGGAGGUGUAGAGUCUAGAAUCCAGCCCAUGAUAAAGGUUGAGAAAAUCUUUCCAGGUGGAGCUGCAUCUACAAAUCAGGCUUUGAAGGCAGGGUAUGAGCUGUUGUCCGUAGAUGGAGAGAGUCUGGAGGGAGUGACUCAUCAGCACGCCGUGGAUGUAAUUCGGCGUGCAUUCAGCAACAAGGCCAAAGAGCCGAUGGUUUUUGUGGUCAAGGUCCCUAAGGUCUCUACCGACCCCAGCAGCCCCAACAGACUUGCUGACUAAACUCUGUGUGCCUCACAGCCAGGUUGCUGCUCGGGCAUGAAGGACAACAAAACCUGCUGCUCCUCUGGGACUUAAUAAAUACAGGAUUCACCCCAGAAGAAGAAAUAUGGGAUAGGUAGCGCUCCGGUCACAGCGGAGACAAUCAAAGGCAAAGUUAUGACAAAAUAUACCAUAAAGUAUGUCUUGCAUAAAGGUUGCAGCUGGUUUUGAAGACUAAUACAGCUGCAUAUUUGUCAAGAUAAAGGUCACUUUUGCUAUAAUGUAAUGCGAGAUGAAAACCAAAUGUUGCAAUUGUAUGAAUUUUAUAUGAUUCUUAGUUUUUAGAAAAACUUUUACUAAAUGCAUAUGUUGCACGUUUUCUAAAAGACGCUUUUGUGAUAGGAUCGUGUAAUUCAUGAUCUUUGGUUAGAAUAGUGCCACUAUUCAACACGUGGCAACUUUGCCGUGACCUCUGAGCACUGUCUGAUAGUGGAGCCAGUGGUCUGCACUUUUUACUUGAAGCAUCUCAGCCCAGCAGCCCUGCAGGCAUGCCAGAGGGCGAUUACCUCAGCCAGCAUUAUGAGAUUUAUAGAUUUAUACUCAGAUUAAAUCCCUGUAUUAUGUCAAAACUGAUAGUUUGGGUUUAGAGGAUGUCUGGGGAGAUUAUUGCAAAUUGCUGCUCAGUAUUUUUUUUUGUGUUGUAUUUCUCUGGCAGAGGUGCCUGUAUUCUGGAGCCAUCCGCCACUUUAGAGGCUUAAUUACACCAUGCUGUGGAUGGAGCUUAUGGAGACACGUGGAAGAGU
This is a messenger RNA of Maylandia zebra (zebra mbuna), 3718 nucleotides long. NCBI's taxonomy places the organism in Eukaryota, Metazoa, Chordata, Actinopteri, Cichliformes, Cichlidae. The record is from RefSeq and is a predicted model, not a curated record.